Strongylus vulgaris is the source of this 807-nucleotide messenger RNA. NCBI's taxonomy places the organism in Eukaryota, Metazoa, Nematoda, Chromadorea, Rhabditida, Strongylidae. The record is from the annotation of a GenBank genome assembly.
CCUCGUGAAUUCCGGUGCCAAUCCCUAAUAGUGUUUGGUGAUAGUCUCUCAGAUGAUGGCGUUGAAGCUGUUGGCGAAUCACAUGGUUUUACUCGCAAUUCGAAUGGGAAAAUUUGGCCAGAAUAUGUAGAGAAAAUGCUUCAAUGCGAUGAGUACAUAAAUUACGCCUAUAGUGGAGCGAAGAGCGGUUUGGAUAAUUUCUACUUCGAUGGAUGGUCUGGCAUAAGUUGGCAAUUGCAAAGAUAUUUGGAGAAUCAUUUAUACAUUAGCGGGGGUUCGUCCUCGCUUACGUUUUUAGGUAUUUCAGAACCUUUGAUAAUUUUCCAAACAGGAGGUGUGGUUGACUACUUUACUGGGGAGAAAGAUGCGACCACAGUGGUUGCUAAUAUCGAAGCUAGUGUGGAAAAUAUCACAAAGACCAUGAAUUCGGGCACGCUUUUCGUUUUAACCCUAUUGGAUCUUGGCAGUGCACCAGGAGUACGAGCAGCUGAUGAAAGUGCGGAUUUGCAGCAAAGGCUAGGCGAGCUUGUAGCAGAAACAAAUAGGCAUCUUGCUCGAAUUGUCUUCGAUUCUGAACGAGGUGCUCGACAACUUUACCCAAAACUAAGAAUUCGCCUAUUGGAUAUCAAUCCCAUUGUGAUGGAAGCAAUGAACUCCUUGAACUCAUCAGAACCCUUUACUUUCCACAAUGUCAAUAUCAGGCCCCGUUCAGUCUACGGCUACGCUUAUCACGAUUUAUGGAAUCCAUCCACGAUAGUGCAUUAUGCGUUGGCUGAAGAAAUUGUAAAACAAUUACAAGAUCUUUAA